AUGGAAAAGCAACAACCGCCAUCCGGAGGCGUCGAAGUCGACCUAGGGAAGCUCAAGAAUGAGUCUAACUCUGCCGCUCGCGAUGUAGACUUUGGUCAGGUGUUUGAGGUUGAAACAAACCCUGAGAUGGAGAAGAAGGUCUUGAAGAAGAUUGACAUGUUUUUAAUCCCUCUCAUGGGAGCAUGCUAUAUGCUGCAGUAUAUUGAUAAGUUGGCCAUCAGCCAAGCAACACUUUUCAACCUUCGACAAGAUUUGAACCUGAAAGGCAGCGAAUACAACUGGGCAUCGGCCAUCUUCUACUUUGGAUAUUUUGGGUGGAGUUGGCCUAGCUCGUAUCUGAUUGUCAGACUUCCAUUGGGAAAAUACCUCAGCAUUGCAGUCUUUGUCUGGGGUGGGGUGUUAAUGUGCCAUGCGGCCUGCACAAACUGGGGUGGGCUCAUGGCAGCCCGAUUCUUCCUGGGCGUCGGAGAGGCUUCGAUCGCUCCUGGCUUUGCUCUCAUCACCGGUAUGUUCUAUACUCGAGCAGAACAGCCAGCCAGACAGGCAGCCUGGUUCCUUGGCAAUUCGAUUGCUGUGCUCCUGGGAGGCUUGAUUGCAUAUGGUAUCGGUAAUAUCCACAUCACCAGUAUUGCCCAAUGGCAACUGUUGUUUCUUAUUCUCGGCGCCGUCACCUCUGCCUACGCUUUGGUCUUGUUCUUCGCACUACCAGACUCGCCUGCCAAAGCAGUCUUCCUCAAGCCAGAGGAGCGUUCCAUUGCUGUACAAAGAACGCUGAAGAAUAAGACAGGUGUGCUGGACGCAGGUAAUUUCAAAUGGGGACAGGUUUGGAUGGCAGUCAAAGAUCUCCAAACUUGGUUUCUCGUGCUUUACACGCUUUGUGUCAACUUCUGCAAUGGUGGUCUAACCAGCUUCUCUGCCAUCAUCAUUUCCGGAUUUGGAUUCGGUCAUCUCGAGUCCCUUCUUAUUCAGAUGCCAAUUGGUGGUGCGCAGCUCGUCUUUCUCAUUCUUACAUCGGGAUUCGCUUCUAUCGUUCCAAAGAGUCGAAUUAUCAUGAUGAUCAUCAACACAGCAAUCUCAAUGAUUGGUAUGAUUCUUAUCUGGAAGCUGGAUGCUGACAACCGAGCGGGCAAGAUGACUGGGCUCUGUCUCGGCAGUGUUUUUGCUGCCAAUAUCCCUCUAUCACUGAGUCUGAUUAGUUCGAACGUGGCCGGAUUUACAAAGAAGAGUACUGUCAGCUCUCUUAUGUUUGCAGCAUAUUGUAUUGGCAACAUUGUCGGUCCUCAGUUCUUCAUUCCUUCGGAAGAGCCUUCUUACCAGACCGGAAUCAAGGCAGCCAUGUCAGGUCUUGCAUUUGGAAUCUUCUUCCUGAUCUGCCUGUACGUCUUUUAUGUUUAUGAAAAUCGUCGAAGGGAUAGACUUUACGGCUCACCCAGAGACAUGACCGAAGGAGAAGAGUUGCAGGACGAGCUGUCCAACAAGACUGAUCAUGAGAUCGAGAGCUUCCGAUACUUACUUUGA
This is a messenger RNA of Penicillium antarcticum, 1518 nucleotides long. RefSeq lists its product as uncharacterized. Gene Ontology annotation, molecular function: allantoate transmembrane transporter activity; dipeptide transmembrane transporter activity. Gene Ontology annotation, cellular component: plasma membrane. The transcript is spliced from 5 exons. The record is from RefSeq and is a predicted model, not a curated record. Bases 1 to 1518 code for a protein of 505 amino acids. NCBI's taxonomy places the organism in Eukaryota, Fungi, Ascomycota, Eurotiomycetes, Eurotiales, Aspergillaceae. Gene Ontology annotation, biological process: dipeptide transport; transmembrane transport; allantoate transport.